Messenger RNA from Cryptomeria japonica (Japanese cedar), 419 nucleotides. Its product is annotated as glutaredoxin-C1-like. The record is from RefSeq and is a predicted model, not a curated record. The coding region runs from base 1 to 411 and encodes 136 amino acids. Lineage: Eukaryota; Viridiplantae; Streptophyta; Pinopsida; Cupressales; Cupressaceae. The transcript has a single exon.
AUGGAGCACUGUAAUGCCCACGCUUACGGAUCUGGGAAAGAUAUUUUUUCUGAGGGAGCAUCGUUUCAGCUGGGAGCUCAAUGGAGAGACUGUUGGGCUCUACAGAGAAUCGAACGCUUGGCCUCCGAGAGCGCAGUGGCAAUGUUCAGCAUAAGCUCGUGCUAUAUGUGCCAUGUUGCGAAGAGGCUACUGUUGGAGCUGGGUGUGAGUCCUACUGUUUACGAGCUGGACCACCAAAAUGGAGGCGAGGAGAUGUAUAAGGCUCUGCUCAGACUGAUGGGUACUGCCCAAUCUGUUCCUGCUGUCUUCAUAGAGGGAAAGCUUGUGGGGGGCUUAGAACAGCUAAUAACUUGUCACAUUAGCGGCUCUCUUGUGCCUCUCUUGAAAGAAGUCGGCGCAUUAUGGCUAUGAAAAGCUGU